This is a messenger RNA of Fusarium poae, 1278 nucleotides long. RefSeq lists its product as uncharacterized. NCBI's taxonomy places the organism in Eukaryota, Fungi, Ascomycota, Sordariomycetes, Hypocreales, Nectriaceae. The transcript has 4 exons. The record is from RefSeq and is a predicted model, not a curated record. The coding region runs from base 1 to 1278 and encodes 425 amino acids.
AUGGCGACCACUACUGCUUUAGCGCUCAAGUCCACCAAACACUGGACCAUCGGUACAGACAUUCAGGGUUCAGAGCGACUCAACGGAGUAAGCUACCAAGAAGACGCUCUUAUCACAUACGGCGACUAUCAAUAUGUGACAUUCUACGAGACUGCUCCCGCAGGUUACCUCAACCAUUUCGUCCGCCUCGGUCGAAGAAAGAUCUCACCUAGUGUUGCGGAUUGGGAGUAUCUUACACUUGAUGAUUACACUCAAAAGACGAUGGAUGGACACAACAUGAUAUCCAUGGGUAUUUCUGGUGAUGGAAAGAUUCAUCUUAGUUUUGAUCACCAUGAUGUUCCUAUCAAUUACCGAGUCUCAAAAACAGGUAUCGCUAAAGAUGUCCCCUCGAAAUGGUCGUCAGAGCUGUUUGGACCUGUUGUCCACGCGCUGGAUGGAUCGACAGGACCUUAUUCGCCUUUGACUUAUCCUCGUUUCGAACCACUUCCUAAUGGUGAUAUGCUUCUUGAGUUUCGCAUUGGACAAUCUGGAUCUGGUGACAGCUACAUUCAUCGUUACAGCUCCUCCACGGGUAAAUGGCAAGCUCAAGGGAUGUACAUCCAGGGCGACGACAACAACGCAUACAUUAACGGUCUUGACUAUCUUGACGGAAAGCUUUAUACAUCUUGGACUGUGCGAGAAACACCAAAUGCUGACACCAAUCAUGGCGUCUAUUUUGCGUAUUCCAAUGACGAUGGCAAGACAUGGUUCAACACUAACGGCACCAAGCUUACAAUGCCUAUCUCAACUUCUGAUGCGAGCACUCUGAUUUGGGACAUACCACAGAACAGCCGCAUGGUCAACCAAGAGGGUCAACUUGUCGAUACCAAAGGACGUUUUCACAUUCUCAUGAGGGAUUUACUGUCUGGCAAGCAUCUUUACCAGCAUUAUUUGCGAGACACGGACGGAAAAUGGACAAAAAACGCGAUCAAUCCGACUGGUCUAAAUGGCCCAGACCUGUAUGAUCCAAGAGGCAAAUUCGCUGGAGACGCAUCAGGUGAGUACCUGUUCGGACUUCUUCCGGAUCCUGUGAAGCAAUUCACAGGAAUCUACGUGGCAACGGCUUCCAAGGGCUUCAAGGACUGGACAUCUCUGGCUGAGAUUCCGAAUACAUCUACUGAGCCUCUGUUUGAUAAGACUCGGCUGCAUGACUUUGGUGUUUUGAGUGUGUUUGUGAGACAGGCCGGUGGAUUUCCGGAUAGGAAGCUGCAGGUUUGGGAUUUUGAGUUGGAUCUAUAG